This is a messenger RNA of Fusarium sp. VM40, 1926 nucleotides long. Lineage: Eukaryota; Fungi; Ascomycota; Sordariomycetes; Hypocreales; Nectriaceae. The record is from the annotation of a GenBank genome assembly.
AUGGCUAUUCCGUUCAUCGGAAGGCUUCGUCCCUAUGAGUAUUUUGCACUCAUAGGAUCUUUUCUUCUUGUCGGUCUCGAAGCAGUUAUUCGAGUAUUGACUUUGGCUUUGCCCCCAUUUCUAGUUUCGUUGUUCUACAGAGCCUCAAGACGGCUCUUCAAUAGAUUCUCCGCUCCCUCGAGGAGAAGGGCGGAGAGUAAACGCAAAUCUAUAUCGACUUCAGUGCGAGAUGCGUCUGACUUUGUCGAGCUGUGCCGUAUUUGGGGAUAUGAGGCAGAAGAACAUAUUGCUCAGACCAAAGAUGGCUAUCUCUUAGGCCUUCACCGACUUCAGUGGAGGAAGGGAGAAGAAGGACAGAAAGUCAAUUAUGGCCCAUCAAGUCUGAAGAAAAAGGUCAUCUACAUGCACCAUGGUCUUCUCAUGAACUCUGAGGUCUGGGUUUCUCUUACUGAUGCUCAGAGAUGUCUACCCUUUGAGCUAGUAGAGAGAGGCUACGAUGUCUGGUUUGGCAACAAUCGAGGCAACAAGUACUCCAAAAAGUCCAUUCAUCUGUCACCAACCUCGCACGCCUUCUGGGACUUUUCUAUCGACGAAUUCGCCUUCCAUGAUAUCCCAGACAGCAUUAGCUACAUCCUCGAAACGACUCAGCAGGAGAGCCUUUCGUACAUUGGCUUCUCCCAAGGUACAGCUCAGGCGUUCGCCAGCUUGGCCAUCCACCCCAAGCUCAACAACCAGGUCAAUGUUUUUAUUGCUCUCGCGCCUGCUAUGGCACCCGCCGGCUUAUCUAAUGGAAUUGUCGACGCACUUGUCACGGCAUCGCCUUCUGUUCUGUUCUUAUUGUUUGGUCGUCGUUCCAUUCUGAGUUCCGCAACUAUGUGGGAGACAAUCUUGUACCCGCCCAUUUUCAGCAAACUCAUCGACAUGGGUCUCUCGUUCCUAUUCAACUGGCAGACACUCAACAUCUCGGCAAGCCAAAAACUGGCGGCAUACCCCCAUCUAUACUCCUUUACAAGCACCAAAAGUGUGGUUCAUUGGUUCCAGAUUAUUCGCAACAAGUGCUUCCAGAUGUAUGACGAUGACGUUCACCAGCCGAUCAGCGUUAGCUCAAGCAGGAAAUACUCCAAGGUUGCUAAGUACCCGACUCGAAAUAUCAAGACACCAAUUGUUCUGGUGUAUGGAGGAAGUGACUCCCUGGUUGACAUCAAGGUGAUGUUGAAGGAACUACCACCCCAGACGGUGGCGACGGAGAUUCCUCACUACGAACACCUCGACUUCCUCUGGGCACGAGACGUGGACUCGCAGGUAUUCCAGCACGUAUUUGAUGCGCUUGAUAGUUUCACCGAUGCCGAGCACACAAAGGAAGAGUAUGAUCGAUACUAUGUCAGCCGGCAAGAAAGUCUUUUAGGUUCAGGAUACGCAUAUGCUCAGGCCCAUCACGGGAGUGAGAGCGAAUCCUCAACACUUACCCCUAGUCUCGAAGGGACCAGCAUCACCCAGCUUCUGCCCCAGCCCCAACCUGAGCCCCAACCGCACCGAGCACGAGAACCAGUCUCCGCAAUCCCAUCGCCAAAGAACACAACGAGACACAGGGUGACAUACUCUAUUGACAAGUCUACGGACGAUCGGCCGACGACCCCAGAUGUGUUCCAGAGCGAGCGGCCCGCAGGAAGAGAAUCGCCAGUGGAGCGUGUAGAGUCGCCAAUUCCAGCCAGAGUAAAGGCCGGUGUUAAGCGCAGCGGAAGCGUUGCAAGCAACAUCAGCCUAGACGGCACGCGAGAAGGUCGGGGAAUCAGUGUAGGUCGAGGGAUCAGUGUCGGUGCGAGUAAAGCCGCUGGUGGUAUAGUGACUACGAGCGGUUCCGGCGUAACACACGUGGAUGAUAGCUCUGCGAGGGACAGCUCUACGGACAAGAAAAAGAAGAAGUAG